AAAGUGAAAGCAAUACAAAAUAAAGUCUUGCCUGAUGUGUAAAGACGAAUGAAAUUUCCGUUCUAUAUUAUCAACUAAAAUGUCAUUACGUGGGUUUGGCAAUAGUUAUCUGGAAAAUGAGGAAGAGGAGGAGGAGGAAGAGAACUAUGAGCAGAGCACUUCUAGUCAGUCUGCCUCGGCCAGGGGGAGCCACGUUGAGUGGCAGCUGUAUGAAGGACAGAAAUGGCUUAGUAUUGGCAAUGACCAUGUGAUCGAGACCCACUACUGCCAGCCUGGGGCCAAAGGAAUGAACAUCUACCCAUCACACAUGGGGCAGGUCUAUAUAGAUUUUGAUCAGAUUGAGGCUCAAAAUGCUGCCAUGGGUGUACGGCGACUCACGUUCCUACCUCAGGGUCAAAAUGAAGACAUCGGGUGGUAUUUCAAAGACAAUCUGAUAUGGCGUGAAUACGGUUCUUUGGGUCCAGGUCAGGGCUCGUCCUCAGUCAGUAGUGGUGAUGUGGAACGACAGUACAUCCUCAGACCUCAGGGGACCUUCCACUUCACUGUGGGGAGGAACAGCUACACGUUAGACUUCACAGCUAUGACACAGACCAAUUCAGCCACCCGGGUACAGAGAAACGUCCGGCGGCGUCCAAAGUUCAACUCCGUCGUCUCAGGGAAUGGCAGCGUGUCCAUUGCCCAAUCAGCCCCCACCGUAAUUGCCUCACCACCUCCCUCUGCUGGCUACACCUGGGAGUUCAUGGGUGAGGAGGGAGUGUGGAUAGAAUACCAGACUCCAAGUUGCUCAAUGGAGAGUGCUGGGAUUGAGAGACGCUACCAGCAGAACCCUAAGGGACAGAUACGCUUCAAAGCUGGGAGAUAUUCCUACACCCUCGACUUCUCAGGCAUGUGUCAGACCAACGUUCACAUCGGGACCAAAAGAAUUGUGAGGAGAACUCAAUGUGAAGCUCAACAAACAAGCAGUGGAGGAUUGGGUUUACGGUCCCGUUGGCAGUUUCAAGACGUGGACGGAAGCUGGAAAGACUUUGCCAAAAGGAGCGACACCUGCAGUGUAUCCAGCCAGGACAUUGAAGCACAGUACCAGCAGAACCCAAAUGGAACUAUGAACUUCACUACCAGGAGAUUCAGCUAUCAACUGGACUUCUCAGCCCUGACCCAAAGAAACCUGUCCACUCAGACCACCCGAUCUGUUCGACGCCUGAACUAAUCACUGCCCACGACACUGUCCUCUGUCAGGGGCGAAGUGCAAUACCCUGGCAGUGGAGGCUGGUGGGAGGAGCUAUAGGAGGAC
Molecule: messenger RNA, 1291 nt
Organism: Oncorhynchus nerka (sockeye salmon)
Lineage: Eukaryota; Metazoa; Chordata; Actinopteri; Salmoniformes; Salmonidae
Exons: 13
Coding region: 80-1207 (375 amino acids)
Cellular component (GO): nucleus
Molecular function (GO): NAD+-protein mono-ADP-ribosyltransferase activity; NAD+ poly-ADP-ribosyltransferase activity
Source: RefSeq, a predicted model, not a curated record